AUGAUUGUCCUGAAAGAGCGUGAUGUACACUCUCUACUCUCCAAUAUUUCGGUCCCAGAAUGCAAACGUCUCCGUACCGACUUGCACGACAUUCUCCGAGCAUACUCUUCUACCAAAAAUGUCUCGUCAUCCGAACAAACGAUUCAUCAACCGGAGAGGGUAUCAAUCGUCACAAGAACCGGUAACACCUCGCUCUUCAUGCCAUCUUCCAUCACAACUUCGACAGGCAUUAAGACCGUGACCAUUAGUCCCAAGGGGCUCAAAGGCUGUGUGAACGUCUUUGCGCCGGAUGGAGAACUCCUAGGCAUAUUAAACGCCGAGGAAGUCACUGCAUUCCGGACCUCUCUGGCGGUCAUGAUCCCUUAUAUCCUGUGGCCAAAUACGAAGAGAAACAUUGUGGUAUUUGGGGCUGGUCGACAAGCAGAGUGGCACUUGAAACUUGCUCUGCUGCUCGGCAACGCCAUGCAUGUCACCGUGGUGAACAGGAGCAGCCCUCGAAGGAUGGAGCAACUCUUCGCCGAGCUGCAACGGGAGAAUGCCGACCUUGUUUGUCGGGUGCUGCUGAAGACGGCCGAGGAUUUCGAUUCGCAGCUACAAGAAUGUCUUCUGUCCUCGGAUGUCAUUUUCUGCUGCACACCGUCAACUACACCGCAUUUCCCAUUCAGCUACCUUGAUACCAAGCCUCGCUUCAUCUCGCUCAUAGGAUCCUACAAGCCGUCAAUGCAGGAGAUUGAUUCCGAAACUCUUCUGUCCGGUGGAGACAUCUAUGUGGACACAAAAGAAGGAUGUCUCAUUGAGGCCGGGGAACUAAUCAAGGCCAAGGUCCAAGGAGAUAAGUUGAUUGAGAUUGGGGAAUUGCACAAGACGAAACCCUUAAAAAACCAAGGGAAAAAUGUCAUCUUCAAAUGUGUGGGCAUGGGUAUUAUGGACUUAGUUAUGGCAGGUAGUCUGCUGAGGAUGGCUAUGGAGAAAGGCACGGGCUUGAUAGUUGAAGACUUCUGA
Molecule: messenger RNA, 1002 nt
Organism: Fonsecaea erecta
Lineage: Eukaryota; Fungi; Ascomycota; Eurotiomycetes; Chaetothyriales; Herpotrichiellaceae
Exons: 1
Coding region: 1-1002 (333 amino acids)
Cellular component (GO): cytoplasm
Source: RefSeq, a predicted model, not a curated record